This is a messenger RNA of Fopius arisanus, 881 nucleotides long. It is a transcript of the gene RpS3A, whose product is annotated as ribosomal protein S3A. Gene Ontology annotation, cellular component: cytosol; ribosome. Gene Ontology annotation, molecular function: structural constituent of ribosome. The transcript is spliced from 4 exons. The coding region runs from base 50 to 850 and encodes 266 amino acids. The record is from RefSeq and is a predicted model, not a curated record. NCBI's taxonomy places the organism in Eukaryota, Metazoa, Arthropoda, Insecta, Hymenoptera, Braconidae. Gene Ontology annotation, biological process: translation.
CACUUCCGUCUGGUGGUGAAGAGAGCUCUUUCCGUGUGUAAACUUAAUCAUGGCGGUGGGAAAAAAUAAAGGGCUCUCGAAAGGAGGCAAGAAGGGAGUUAAAAAGAAGAUUGUUGAUCCUUUCACCCGUAAGGACUGGUACGAUGUUAAAGCACCAUCCAUGUUCACCACCCGCCAGGUGGGCAAAACCCUCGUCAACAGGACCCAGGGCACCAAGAUUGCCUCUGAGGGACUGAAGGGACGUGUUUUCGAGGUGUCCCUGGCUGAUUUGCAGAACGAUCACGAUGCAGAGAGGUCGUUCCGUAAAUUCAGACUCAUCGCCGAGGACGUGCAGCAUCGCUCGGUUCUCACUAAUUUCCACGGCAUGGACCUGACCACCGAUAAACUCCGAUCGAUGGUGAAGAAGUGGCAGACACUCAUCGAGGCUAAUGUCGACGUGAAAACCACUGACGGAUAUCUUCUCAGAGUAUUCUGCAUUGGAUUCACCAACAAGGACCAGCUUAGCACUAGAAAAACGUGUUAUGCCCAACAUUCCCAGGUUCGUAACAUCAGAAGGAAGAUGGUCUCAACGAUCACCGAUGACAUCGCCAAGAGCGACCUGAAGGGUGUCGUGAGCAAACUGCUUCCUGAUGCCAUCGCCAAGGACAUCGAGAAGGCCUGCCAGGGAAUCUAUCCCCUCCACGACGUCUACAUUCGCAAGGUGAAGGUCCUGAAGAAGCCUCGUUUCGAGCUGAGCAAACUCCUGGAGUUGCACGGCGAUGGAGGUGGUAAGAGUGGAGAGCCUGGUGAGGCUGGCUCCAAGGUGGACCGACCUGAGGGUUACGAGCCCCCAGUCCAGGAGUCUGUUUAAGAUCGACCAACAUUGAUGUAAAAAAAAAAAA